Rotaria socialis is the source of this 922-nucleotide messenger RNA. The record is from the annotation of a GenBank genome assembly. NCBI's taxonomy places the organism in Eukaryota, Metazoa, Rotifera, Eurotatoria, Philodinida, Philodinidae.
AUGAAUGGCCCUGCAUAUAUUACAACAAUUCAAGAUGCAUUACCAAUGUUUAUUGGUAAUGCAUUUGAUACAGUAAAUGAUAAUUGGAUUAAUAUGCAAGACAACGCACCACCUCAUACAUACAAAUAUUCAAUGAAGUGGUUCAAAUAUAAUAAUAUUAAUGUUUUAAAAUGGCCAGCCAGUUCAUCUGACCUAAACGCCAUCGAUUCUAUGGAUAAAAAUAUUAAGAAAAUGCAUACGAACAAACAUAGAACAAUUAUAAACGAUGACUCAAGAUUUGUGGAUUGGUGUUCUACAAUACAGUGUCAGAAAUUUGUCAAUUCAAUGCUACGGCGUGUGAAACAGUGUAUCUUAGCUCGUGUGGAAAAGCGGAUUCAAAAUCAUAGCUUUCCUUCAAUGAAUCAUCAAACUGAACAUGGUUCUUGGCUAAAAGUAAGUUUUCCGAAAGCCGCUAGAAGGAUAUUUGAAAGGAUUUAGUAAGAUACUAAACCAUUCUAUAUACCAUUCUAUAAACCCUUUUGAAAGAUUUAUGAAAGGGUUUACUAUUCUACGUUAUUUUUACAGUGUGGUUGAGAGAGGCUCUUUGUUAAAGUUUGAGCGAUUCGUCGUUGGAUUCGGUAGCCAGUCUUUUGGAAGUGAUGAGGACGUUUGUUGUUCAGAAUGAGUGAUACAGUGUUUUAUUUUUUAUUACUGUUUGAUGGUAGGAUUGAUUUUCAGUGGGAUGGAAAGUAUUUCAAGUGGGCUUUCCUUCUGUGUCGGGUAGAACUGGUUGUCUAUGAAAGGCAACAUGGGAAACCGGUCGGUGAGCGGUGGGUUAUCAUUUGCCUCAAAUUGAAAUCCCCAAAUCGAUCCCCCCAAAAAAAUCCCCGAUUUGCGGAUGAUAAAACAAUUCUGGUAACCAAAUGCGGAUUUUAAUUUGGGG